AUGAUUAGAGAAGAAGAAGUUACUCCAAAAUUUACAUUCAAAUUCCUACUAGUUGGUGAUUCUAAUGUUGGAAAAACUUCUCUAGUUCACAGAUUUUGCAGAGAUGAUUUCGAUGAGUGCAUGACUUCAACAAUUUCUGUUGAAUUUAUGACAUCGAUCUUAAAAAUAGAUCAAACACCAAUCAAACUACAAAUAUGGGAUACAGCAGGCCAAGAAGAAUAUAAGUCUCUCGGAAAAGCAUACUAUAGAAAUGCUGUAGGAGUUCUUCUUUGUUUUAGCUUAACCAGCCAAGACUCUUUUUCUCACAUAGAAGAAUGGUAUCAAGAUGUGAGAAAACUUUGUAAUCCUAACGCUAGAAUUGUUUUAGUUGGUACCAAAUGCGACCUUGUAAAAGAAAAGAAAGUAGCAGAUUCGGAAGCCAAGCAAUUUGCGCAAGUUCAUGAUAUCGAAUAUAUGGAAACAUCUUCAAAAACUAAUACAAAUGUUCAAGACUUAUUUUAUACCAUGACACAAGAUGUUUUGAAGCUUGUUUUACACGGAGAAAUUGACUGCAGAGAGGCAAUGCAGGCUUCUGUCCUCAACAACAAACAAACACAACCAAAACGACGCUUUUGUUAA
Molecule: messenger RNA, 618 nt
Organism: Trichomonas vaginalis G3
Lineage: Eukaryota; Parabasalia; Trichomonadida; Trichomonadidae
Product: GTPase protein
Exons: 1
Coding region: 1-618 (205 amino acids)
Molecular function (GO): GTP binding; GTPase activity
Source: RefSeq, a predicted model, not a curated record